AUGGUUUUCACAUUAUUUCGGCGUCGUUAUAUGCGCGCUGCCAUCCUCUGCUUGGCCAUAGAGAUAUUGGUUAAUCUGCUACACGUUUCAGGUUACAUCCCACCUAGAAGCUUAAUACAUUCUUAUGAUCCAUAUAGCCCUAAGUGUGUUAGCUAUUUCAGUCCUAAAAAGCGUGAAAGGCCGCUUCGUGCAGAAGGAACACCGGUUGAAAGUAAGGGAUUAGAACAAUCCGGUGACCUUGAUGCAACUUCUUCUGAGGUCAUACCGGCCUAUCUACCACAUGAGCCGGUACUCCUUGAGGAAUCUAUUGAUCUUUUGGUGACGAAUCCUGAUGGUCGAUAUUUGGACGUCACCUUUGGUUAUGGAGGUCACGCGGAGGCUAUAUUAGAACGUCUUUCGUCUAAGGGCACACUGGUGGCAGUUGAUCGUGAUCCUGAAGCUAUUUACAAUACAUCACGUCGUCUUGAAAAAUAUGUGACUUCAGGACAGUUAAUACCCAUUAUCGGUACAUUUAGUAGCCUGAAACAUGUACUAAAAUCCCAAUCAUUACCAAUAGAAGGGUACACGGGGAUAUUGGCCGAUUUGGGUCUUUCAACCCACCAAUUAGAGAGUGCGAAGCGUGGAUUCGCAUAUAAUUGUGAUGGGCCACUUGAUAUGCGCAUGUCAAAUCCAAAUCACGACCCUUUCCGUAAGGGGAUGGAACCGUCCUCACUGGAAACAUCAAACACUGUUUUCAAGUUAAUUAAUCGGGGUCGUGAAUAUGACAUUGCUCAUAUCAUUCGUGAGUAUGGUGAGGAGCCGCGUGCUUCGAUAAUUGCACGUCGUAUCGUGGACCUUCGUCAACGCGUUGGAGGAAUUUCCACAACUUUUCAACUGCGUGAUAUUGUACUAGGGUGUGUCAGGGGUAACCACAAGGUCGGCAUGAAGACCCUUUCUCGUGUAUUCCAGGCAUUGAGGAUAUAUGUUAACGAUGAGCUCUAUGAGCUAGAAAGUUUACUAGACACAGCUCCAUCGUUGUUACAUCGUAAACAUGGCAGAUUAGCAGUGAUUUCAUAUCACUCUUUAGAGGAUCGUGCCGUAAAGCGUGUAUUUUCAGAUUUACAAGCGUCAUCGGACCCGUCAUCUGACAUUAGUGUAUACCGCGUACUUACCAAGAAGUGCGUGACACCUACCCGGGAGGAAUGUCGAACUAACCAAAAAGCACGUUCUGCUAAACUACGAUGUGUAGAACGAUAUAAGUAUAAACCUACUAAAUAG
This is a messenger RNA of Babesia sp. Xinjiang, 1257 nucleotides long. It is a transcript of the gene rsmH, whose product is annotated as Ribosomal RNA small subunit methyltransferase H. The transcript has 5 exons. The record is from RefSeq and is a predicted model, not a curated record. Gene Ontology annotation, biological process: rRNA base methylation. NCBI's taxonomy places the organism in Eukaryota, Apicomplexa, Aconoidasida, Piroplasmida, Babesiidae. Bases 1 to 1257 code for a protein of 418 amino acids. Gene Ontology annotation, molecular function: rRNA (cytosine-N4-)-methyltransferase activity.